AUGGCACCAAUAACUUCUUUCAUCAAAAUCCAUCCCCGCUAUGUGGUGCCGGUCAAGACGUAUGUGAAUAGGAAGGAGAUCCAGAAGAAUAUCAGUGAGCUAUCUCUGGACCAAACAACGGUGAAUCUAUCCCGUGUGGUACGAAUCACGCUUUCCAAUAAAGACUUGCGAUUAUUGUAUGAGGAGAUCAAGCUGACGCUGCUGCCUAUAUUGAUGGAUUAUCCUAUGGAACAUAUCAGGUCCAUCUCUACAACGGUGUCUGGAGGCAAAAUGAGGGUCCCGAUCAGCACAGAUACAUGGAAAUGCUAUUUGGAGAUCACAGAGGCGGAAAUACAAGAGUUACGUCAAUUAUUACAGUUCCAAGACGCCUCUGGACUGGUGAGGUCGUGGCUGUUGGUGAAAGAUCGUGUUUUCAAGCCCCAAACGGAACAAUUGGCGUCGUUUGGACUCGACCAAGACGAUGAAGAACAGGACGAAAAGAAGACAUUGCGCAUCAAAUACCGACACCCCCAGAUUUUACCGGUGUCGCUCUGCGUUUACGUUUACGCAACUACCAAGUCAUGA
This is a messenger RNA of Ogataea philodendri, 564 nucleotides long. RefSeq lists its product as uncharacterized. NCBI's taxonomy places the organism in Eukaryota, Fungi, Ascomycota, Pichiomycetes, Pichiales, Pichiaceae. Gene Ontology annotation, molecular function: flap-structured DNA binding. The transcript has a single exon. The record is from RefSeq and is a predicted model, not a curated record. Gene Ontology annotation, biological process: double-strand break repair via single-strand annealing, removal of nonhomologous ends. Bases 1 to 564 code for a protein of 187 amino acids.